This is a messenger RNA of Myodes glareolus (Bank vole), 6273 nucleotides long. It is a transcript of the gene Rab39a, whose product is annotated as RAB39A, member RAS oncogene family. Gene Ontology annotation, molecular function: GTPase activity; GTP binding. Gene Ontology annotation, biological process: Rab protein signal transduction. NCBI's taxonomy places the organism in Eukaryota, Metazoa, Chordata, Mammalia, Rodentia, Cricetidae. The record is from RefSeq and is a predicted model, not a curated record.
GUCCCGCCCCUCCCUCCCCAGAGGGCGGCGACCAGGCGGCGGCCGCAGCCGCAAGAAGAUGCUGGAAGCGGGCGGGCGCGCAACGCGGAGGUGCUGAAGGGACAGUUCCCGCGGCAGAACUUGCCCCUGAGCGCUCGGGGCACCAAAGCGAUGGAGACUAUCUGGAUCUACCAGUUCCGCCUCAUCGUGAUCGGGGACUCCACGGUGGGCAAGUCGUGCCUCCUGCACCGCUUCACCCAGGGCCGCUUCCCAGGGCUUCGCUCCCCCGCCUGCGACCCCACGGUUGGCGUCGACUUCUUCUCGCGCCUACUGGAAAUUGAGCCCGGCAAAAGGAUCAAGCUGCAGCUCUGGGACACGGCGGGGCAGGAGCGCUUCAGAUCAAUAACUCGAUCCUAUUAUCGCAACUCAGUUGGUGGAUUUUUAGUAUUUGACAUUACUAACAGACGGUCUUUUGAACAUGUGAAAGAUUGGCUGGAAGAGGCGAAAAUGCACGUCCAGCCUUUUCAUAUUAUAUUUCUCCUGGUGGGACACAAAUGUGAUUUAGCAUCACAACGUCAGGUGUCAAGGGAAGAAGCCGAGCAACUAUCAACAGACUGUGGAAUGAAAUAUAUAGAAACCUCAGCAAAAGAUGCUACAAAUGUUGAGGAGUCCUUCACAAUCUUGACAAGAGACAUAUACGAACUUAUUAAGAAGGGGGAGAUUUGUAUUCAGGAUGGCUGGGAAGGGGUUAAAAGUGGUUUUGUUCCAAAUACCGUGCAUUCUUCUGAGGAAGCAGUUAAGCCCAGGAGAGAGUGCUUCUGCUGACUGCAACACGCCAAAGAACUGUCGUAUACAGGCCAAGACGCUACUGGAUACAUGUCAACAUUUACAGGAGAACAACGCAAGGAGUGACCAUCACAAAAUAUCCAGACCCACGGUAGCAUCGUAAGCUGCUGGCUACAGCGCUCUCUGCUCACCAGCUACACGAACAGAGAGGGUAGUCUUCUGAGUUAGGAGGGAAAGCAGACAGCUUUCUUUCUGAAACCAGUGUCUACAAAAUUAGACCCAUUCUCACUUUCUUCACAUAUAGCUGACCUUAGUGUCCAGAUGUGUCAGUAUUAUUCAUCUUUCUUGACAACUGAAAUUGGAUUUUUUUUGUAUACACGAAGUCUGGCUUAAAACAAAUGUAUGAGGAUUAUAUUCUCCUCAGUUAAUUAGUAUUAAAUAUAAAGUGCACCUGAAGGGCCAACGAGAUGACUCAGAUAAAGAAGCUUGCCACCAAAUUUGCAGACCUGAGUCUGAUCUCCGGAACCCCUGUGGUGGAAAGAAAGAACCUAUUUCACUUGGAGUUGUCCCCUGACCUCAACAUGCACUCCGCCAUACACGUGCUCACACAAAUACACAUGAGUGUGUGCAGCAACAUACACCAAAUAAUAUGAAAAAUGCAUAAGGUACAUCUUGCAGGCUGGGGCCAUAGUUCAGUGGUAGAAUGUUUCCUUAGUUUCUGAAAACCUAGAUUUAAUCCCAGCAUCAAAACUGGAGGGGCUGGGGGCAGCGGGCUGUGGUGGUACUUGCCUUUAAUCCCAGCACUCAGGAGGCAGAGGCAGGUGGAUUUUUGUGAGUUUGAGGCUAGUCUGGUCUACAGAGCAAGUUCCAGGGCCAGCUCCAAAGCUACACAGAGAAACCCUGUUUUGAAAAACCAAAACAAGAACAACAAAAACAAACAAGCAAACAAAAACUGGAGGGGGAAAAGGCAAAGUACUUUUAAGCAGUCUCAGAAGUACUGACUAGGACAAAAAUAUAAGUUUUCUUUUCAAAGUACCAGAUUUGCCAUUCUUAGAACAUAAUAAAAUAAAUUUUAUAUUCCUUUUUGUUUCUAGAUUUAUUGGUCCUGGAAUCGUCACUUUUGGCAAUAUUUGUAAGUCCUCAAAGGAGGUAUUUUGAGCAAAUAUUCACAGGAAACAAAAAGGACCACUCAGUAGCAAAUAGUUUGAUGCUAUAAUACACUGUCCAGACUUAGCCAAGGAAAGCAAAAACAAAUUUAGUCAAGAAAAAAAAAUAGUGACAUUUUCAAGAAAAAAAAGCAGUUUAUUUUGAACUAUUGUCAAAAUUAUCAAUAUACAUACAUAAUAAUUUUUCAAAUUUCCAAAUUAUCUUAUUUCCAGUAAAAGUAGACAAGAUGUUCUAAACAGGAAAAAUGGUGUUAGCCACUUGAUUUUAGCAUUCACAUUUAAUUUUCCGACCUCAUCAAUAGAAGGGAAGAUAAACUCAAGUGAAUGAUGUUCAAGUUCAGUUUUUUAAAACUAGUUUGUUUUUUUUUUUUUUCAGAACUUUUCUAUACAGCUCAGACCCACUGCCUCAGUCUCUCUCCCAAGUGCUGGGUAUGUGUCUUUUUUGGCAUGGAGAUUGAGACAGGGUUUUAACUCUGGUCGCCCUUGUUGGUGUUGAACUUAAUACACAGACUAGGCUGGAUUUGAAGUUAGAGAUCUGCCUGUUUCUGCCUUUGAGUGCUGAGGUAAAAGGCAUGUAGCUUAACCAUGCCUAAUUUUUAACUCUGAUCGAACAUUCAUGGAAGGGAUAUUUUGAUCACAGUGUUAAAUACUUUAUAAUGUAUAUAUCUGUUUUAUGCUAUAAAUCGCAGAAGGGUAUCUAAUUACCCAAUGAAAUUGCCUUUUGAGAUUGUAAGUUUCUUAUGCUUAAACUAUAGUAAGUUUAUUUGUUUGAAAACCAAAAUGGCAUAGUGUAACAAGCCAUUUGUUACAUUUAGUGUAACAAGCUUAGAACAAAGCUCUAAGCUUGCCUUUACUCUACUAGUUAGUAUUAGACCAUAAGAAUGUCCUACGAUCUCUUGACCAUCACUCUUCUGGCUUAUACAAUGAGCUUACUAAUUUGAAUUUUAUGGAAUUAUUUUGAAAAUCAAGCAGAUGGUGUUAAAAAGUUUUGAAUGCAGAAGGUAUUUUACAUGUGUGUUGCUGACGCAGCUGCUUCUGGACAUAUUACAUUUACAGUUGAUGAGAAUAUUUCCUUGUGUUCUUUCCUUUUAUUUCUAUGUGGAGGUACCAGAAGAUGGUGUGUGUUUUCAUGGACCCAGGGGAGUCCUUGGCUGGCGCUGUCCUCUAUCCUUCUACCUUGACCCUCUGAUGAAUCACUGUUUCUCUAAAGCAUAAACAAUAGAGAUGAAAACUCUUGGAAUAUUAAUCCACUCAAAAAGUUACAUCUGAAAAUGUUUUAGUGAAUCUUUGAAGUGGGCAUUUAAUUGUAUUUUAAAACAUUAACACUUGAACAUUUUCUAGGUUUGUGUAUUUUUAAUAGUGCUUGUGAAGAGAGUUUGUUAUGUCACCAUGAACAUUUUGAAUAUUUAUAUUGUCAACACUUUUAUAUCCCCAGGCUGUUUAGUGGGAAUGAAUUCAAAUUGCCUCUCCCCACACGAAGCAGUCUAUUUUACUGUUACAAUUCUAAGUCUUACAUUACAGUUUUCCGUCACAUCCAAAGUGGCCUGAUCUAAAAUGCUGGAGAGCUGACCGGAUAAGGUACCUCCUGUACCUGUACUCUACUUGUCAAGUUAAACAACGAAAAUUUAAAGUGUGAGUUCAUUCUCAGUGGACACCUUUAAUAAUAGUAAUGCUGAAUAAAGACCAAGGAUAGGAUGUGAUCUAUAGUCAGAAUAGAAUUAGGAAGCUGGAAGAAGAAAUGAGAAGGUGGAACCCAAAAAAGUUGAUCCUUGUAGGGCAGAAACAUUUAUGUGUGUGUGUGUGUGUGUGUGUGUGUGUGUGCGCAUGCAUUCAUGGUUGAGGAAUGUAAAAGGGUAAGUAAAGCUGGGUCCAGUUGCCUUGAGUUUAUGGAGGAGGUAUUUCCCCACAUCCUACCCCUUAUAGAGGAGGUAUCAACGGUGAGUGAUACACUUGGCAUGGUCACAUACACCUUUAAUCCCACUCAGGAGGCAGAGGCAGAUGGAUCUCUGUGAGUCCUAGGCCAAGCUUGGUCUACAGAGGGAGUUCACAGACAGAGAAACUCUGUCUCAAAAAACCAAACAAACAAACAAACAAACAACAAAAAAAAGACUGCCGAAUGUGUAUACCUAUAACCUCAAAUCUAUCCAUCCAUAUAGUACUGUAUAUAUACGUGUAUGUAUGUAUAUGUGUGUAUAUGUAUAUAUAAUUGGCCUGUUUCUUAUAUAUUGUUAUAGAGGAUGUGAAUGAUAAUGCCAAAACAGUCAAUAUUUGCUCUAGGCAGAAAAGAGUUUGCCCAGGUUUCUUUUUUCUUUAGAUUUUCUCUAUGUAACAGUCCUGGCUGUCCUGGAGCUCACUUUGUAGACCAGGCUAGGCUCGAACUCACAGAGAUCUGCCUGCCUCUGCCUCCCAAGUGCUAGGAUUAACAGUGUAUACCACCACUACCUGGUUGCUGCCCAGAUUUCUUAGAAACCACAUAUACAACUUUAAUCUUAGCACUCAGGAGGCAGUGGUAGGUGGAUUUCUGUGAAUUUGAGGUCAGCCUAGUCUACAGAUCAAGUUCCAGGACAGCUAGAGUUGUGUGGUGAAACCCUGCCUUUAAAAAAAGACAUACUUUAUUUUAUAUCAUUACUAUCUUUAUUUACUCUUAUUAAAAUUUAAUACUCUAGAUGCUGUAGCUAAUUGCCAUUAGAAUUUUUUUUAAAUGAACAAAAAUCUACUCAGUGUAUAAUAAACUUAUACCUAAUUGAGACUGCUCAUCCACAGUGCUAAUAAUUUCAGAACAUGUAAUGGCAUGAUGGUUCAUUGUAUGUAAACUGAAACAAAAUGUCCAAGUGAUCAGAAUGCUCUUCAAAUGUGGUCUUUAUGUUCUUGCAUCACCACAGGAGCAAGUAAGAGAGAAUUUUUAAGCCUGGAAACCUGAGGAUUUACGCUUCCAAAAGCAUCAAGCAACCAAACACAAUCGUGUAUUAUUAUUUUUUUUUUUUUGAGACAAGUUUUCUCUGUGUAUCUCUGGUUGUCCUGGAACUUGCUUUGUAGGUCAGGCUGGCCUUGAACUCACAGAGAUUCUCCUGCUUCUGCCUCCCUGAGUGCUGGGAUUAAAGGCAUGCACCAGCACUGCCCAACUACAAUUGUGUAUUGUUAACACACCUUUAUUGAGCUUUACUUCAUCGAAAAACUGGAUCUAGAUUACUAAAAUAAUUUUAAGAAUGAUAUUGUCUGUUUCUAUACUUUUUGGUUCAAUGAAGGGCCUAACUUCUGCAAUUUCAGAGUGCCCUGUAUUUGAACAGUUCCUUAGAUCUGAUCAAGCAGAAAGAAUGAGCUAAAGACUAAAGACCCACUGGAAAGAGUUCGAUUGGAAAUUCAAAGGAAACAUCACUUAGAGCCAGAUCCUUUAUAUUUUAAAAUAGUAGUGUAGCAGAGCCAGGGGUGGUGGUACACAGCUGUAAUUCAGAGACAGCAGGGUCACUACUACAGAGCAAAAUCUCCUAUCAGUCAAUCAACAGUAGAAUAGAAAUCCCACAGCUGGACUGAGCAGUGAUGGCGCCUGCCUUUAAUCCCAGCACUCAGGAGGCAGAGACAGGCGAAUCUCUGUGAGUUCGAGGCCAGCCUGGUCUACAGAGCUAAUUACAGAACAGGCUCCAAAGCUACACAGAGAAACCCUGUUUUGAAAAAUCAAAAAAAAAAUCCUCUAGUUGAUGAAUAGUCAUUUAUGCUUCAGAGCCUUUCUGAACCUCAAAUGUUUCCACCCAUCUUCUCCUGGGCAACCAAUCUUCACCUGUGAAGUAAGAAACAAUCCUCUUGAACCUGAAUGAUGUGCUGUGUGACUUGAUGCUCCUUGAUGACACCAGUAACUGAAGCAAGGAGACCUGAGUCAUGGGCGGUGGCAGUCUGAAUCAGGCACUACUCAUUCUAGUUGGUUUGCUGCACACAGUCACACUAAAACAUAAAAUGAAGAAGUUUUAUGAAGACAUAUCACAAAAGAGUACACGUUGUUAACUCUCUGGGUAGAAUUUUUGUGCCUAAUAAAGUAGUGCCUAACACAUUGUUGUAACUGUGACAUCCAUGACUACUAAUGUAGUUAUGGUGUUGAAUUAUGCCUUCUAUAUGUGAAUUCCACACUUGGAAAUUUGUGUUCCAUAUAUUUAAUUUUAAGAAUACAUUCCAUGGAAGGAUAGAUGUUUGCUAUCCUAAUUUCUUGUUGUUUUUUUUCCCAGAAUGACGAGAAAAGUAAAAUAUGGUAUAAACUUGAUGUAUGUUAUUAAUGCGACCUGAUUUAAAAUAGUAAAGAUUGUCACGGAAGCCUUCAAAAGUGUGAACUAAAAUAACCCUUUCAACAAGUUAA